This is a messenger RNA of Perkinsus marinus ATCC 50983, 163 nucleotides long. RefSeq lists its product as hypothetical. The record is from RefSeq and is a predicted model, not a curated record. The annotation marks the transcript as partial. The transcript has a single exon. Lineage: Eukaryota; Perkinsozoa; Perkinsida; Perkinsidae.
GCAUACCAAGCAAGUCGAGGAAGCAGCGAAGUCCGAAGGGAACUCGGAUACAGCUGCCUCUUAUGCAGAGAUGGCUGAGUGUCCUGGUGGGAACUGCCCGAAAGAAGAUGUGGCCCCGCCUGGCACUGACGAUGCUGAGGUGGUGGGCAAAACGACGGAGCCA